Messenger RNA from Rhododendron vialii, 1382 nucleotides. RefSeq names its product protein INAPERTURATE POLLEN1. Gene Ontology annotation, biological process: DNA-templated transcription. The transcript is spliced from 2 exons. The record is from RefSeq and is a predicted model, not a curated record. The coding region runs from base 114 to 923 and encodes 269 amino acids. NCBI's taxonomy places the organism in Eukaryota, Viridiplantae, Streptophyta, Magnoliopsida, Ericales, Ericaceae. Gene Ontology annotation, molecular function: sequence-specific DNA binding.
CCCCCCCCUCGCUCUCUCUCUCUCUCUCUCUCUCUCUCGUCUAACGAAGAGACCCAUCAAGAAACCCAAGAACCAACCCGUCCCGCUGUCCCAGAAUCACAAAUCUUCCCAAGAUGUUGAAAGCAGUGUCUCUCUUCGGCCGCAAGAAGACCAUCCGCCCGUUCAAGAACUUCUACGCCGAGUGGAUCGUGACCCUCAGGACCACCCUCCUCCCCGUCCUCCGCCAAUCCAUGUCCUCCAACUCCCCACACCACCUCCUCCCCACCCACGUCGACACCGUCCACACCCACUUCCAGUCCUACUACGCCGCCCUCGACCUCGCCGCAUCCUCCCACAACGACGUCGCCCAGCUCCUCUACCCCGACCACCGCAACCCCCUCGAGUCACCCUUCCUCUGGCUCGGCGACCUCCACCCCUACCUCUUCACCAACCUCCUCCGCUCCUUCCUCAACGACAACGACGAUUUUGACCUCAAAGAAAGCGGAGAGAGAUUGGAUCUUGGUUUGUCUGGGAGGGAUUGGAACGUGGUGACGGCGUGGGGGAGUCCGUCCACGGGGUUAACGAGCCGGGUCGAGCAGAUUGAGUGCGGGUUGAGGCUGAUGGUGCCCGCAAUCUCGGCCCGGUUUCGGGACGCGCAGAAGGGGUUUGUGGAGAGGGUUGGGGCGGAGUGGGGGAGGAGCGAGAGGGAGGAGGGGGCCAAGGGUGGGAUCGAGGAGGCCUUGGAGGCGGAGAUGGAUGAGAUGACGGGGGUUUUCUUGGACGCCAACAGGUUGAGGAGGAGCGUCCUGUCGGAUAUCAUGGGUGCCACCAGUGUUUACCAGGCCGCUCUGUUCCUUGAAGGGUUGGCUCAGUUCGUCGUGGGGCUUCGGGAUCACGAGUUGUUAGGGCAGUUCGAGCGGUGCAAAAUGGUUAUCAACUCGUGAAUUCAACUGGGUUUCGGAUUUUCUUGCGUAUUUUGUGUAUCAAGAUCAUUAUUUUAGGCUCAUUUAUUUUUCUUUUGAAAUCAUUUUAUUGGCAGGCAGGGUGUUGUUGCCUUGUUCAUCGCGGUCCAUUUGUAUUGUUUUAGAGUAUUUUGUCAGUUUUUAGUAGAUGCAGGAAUUUCUAUUUUCGUUGUUGUAAUAGGUACCGGUAUGUGUCAAGGAACGAUGAAAUAGAGUUCCUUCUGUUUGUGCUCUCAAUCAGGAUACAUAUACAUAACUAUGAACAUAUAAUUUAGUUUUCGAUUCAAGCACCCGUCUAGAUGAGAAGCUAUAUGACUAAUGGGCAUGGUUGUGCUAAUGUUUUGGAAAUUCCACAAGUGUCUUGAAGAGUAGAUGGUCUUCCUUUAGGACUUUAAUUAGUUGCUCUGUCAAAAAGCGGUUUAAGAAAUCAAAUAAACCUGU